UCCACAGCCGCUAGUUGGCUAACAGCAUCGACCCAAACCAAAAGAGGAGCCUUUCUUUUUUUUUUUUUUUUCCCCCGGCUCGUCCAGGAGAGUUGUUUCUUUCCUUUCACCUGGCACAACGCACGUACUCAACCUCGCUUUACGGUGUGUGUGUGGGGGGGGGCACAAAUAAUCCAACUGAAGGCGUUGUAAAGAGAGAGAGGGGAUCGAGCCUGCGAGCUUUGUUACCCAACUCCGCGCAUACGUAGUUUUAGCUAGCUCGGCAAGCUAACUGCGCUAGCUCGAGAAUAAAAAAAUAAAAAAAAGGAAAAAGGGAGGCCCGUCGAGUUUGACCGCUUUAUUAAUUACUGCUUGGAUCGGAACCUCUUCGCACACCCACAGAGGAACACCGAGAGAGGAACACCGAGAGAGGAUGGCUCUGAAACGGAUCAACAAGGAGCUUAGUGACCUGGCUCGUGACCCACCAGCACAGUGCUCAGCCGGCCCAGUGAGCGAUGACAUGUUUCACUGGCAAGCCACAAUCAUGGGACCUAGCGACAGUCCAUAUCAGGGGGGAGUUUUCUUCUUGACAAUUCAUUUUCCAACAGACUACCCCUUCAAACCACCCAAGGUUGCAUUUACAACAAGAAUUUACCACCCAAAUAUUAACAGUAACGGCAGUAUCUGUCUGGAUAUUCUCAGAUCACAGUGGUCUCCUGCACUUACUAUUUCUAAAGUUCUUCUCUCCAUUUGCUCACUCCUAUGUGACCCAAACCCCGAUGACCCACUAGUGCCAGAGAUCGCACGAAUCUACAAAACAGAUAGUCAGAAAUACACCAGAACAGCAAAAGAAUGGACAAACAAAUACGCAAUGUGAUGGCAUCGUUUGGAAAGCUGGUGGAAAAAUGUCGCUGUUUGGUUCAAACAAAAAAAAUCCGGGAUUUUCUUUUUUCUUUUUCACUUUUUAUUUCUUUUCUUUAUUUUAUUUUUUUUAAAAAUCAGAGCAUUUUACCUCCUCCCAUCCCUCCCUUCUAUCCCUCCCUCCUCCCUUUACCACCUGCGCGCUCAUAAGAAGAUAGUGUUUUCUCUCUAGGACACGUGCCAGUUUCUGUGAAGUUUCUACUCCGGUUUAUUUUUUUUUUUAUGGAGUUUAAAAAAAUACAAAAAAAAAACAAUCACCAUGGUUCUGAACACUUGUUAGAGCAUGCACCAGUAAGAGUUAUUUCAACCCAGGAAUUGGUGAUGUUAAUCAUUUUACUCUGCACACACUUAGUAGAAUCUGAUGCGACUGGUCUCCCGACGCCGAACCAUUACAAUCGACCCCACGAUGAUCCAGUGUGUUACACCCCGGCCGGAUCCCGUGGGGUUGAUAACUUACUGGAUUUCUCGAGAGCACUUGUAGAGAAGCCUGUCUUUUGCCGUACUACUAAAUUCAGAAUUUUUAAAAGGUUUCAAAUUGGCAAAAAGUCUGGUGCAUUUUAUUUGAAGGUGGUUAAAAAAAAAAAAUUCAGAAAACUAAAGGGGGAGGAGGGAGGGGGAUGCCAAUUCUCUGAAAGAUUUUGUGGGAAACUGGUUAGUGGCUCCUGUAUCUGCCUCCUGGUCUGAUGGCAGUUACGUUCUUCUGAUCAUUAGUAUAGGAAUCUAUUACCCGAGGAAAAGAAGUGUAUCUUAUUCCACUAUCAAAAGUGUGUGUACAGAGAAGCACAGCAGUAUAUAUCAAUGUUAAGGAAACAAAAUAUAAGAACUUCAAUGUUGUAUUUUAUGCAUGUUAAUAAAGGUAGGCUAUUAUAUCUGAUAUGUUUCUGCAGAAAUUAAGUGGAUUGUAAGGCUGGACGUUGGAAAAAAUUUGGUUCCCCUCAAAGGCUUUCUAUUUCUUUUUUGUUAUUUAGAAGCCAGUAGAUGAGCUAUUAGUUUUAUGCCCACUCGAACACUGUCUUCUUGUAGCCCUAAGAUAUUGAUGCAAAGCUAAUGGUUGAUAAUCAACUUGUGGCUCUUGUUUCUUUUUACUUUUCCCUUCAAUAAAGUUACUUAAACCAUAA
Dicentrarchus labrax (European seabass) is the source of this 2018-nucleotide messenger RNA. Its product is annotated as ubiquitin-conjugating enzyme E2 D3-like. The transcript has 7 exons. Gene Ontology annotation, biological process: protein polyubiquitination; ubiquitin-dependent protein catabolic process. NCBI's taxonomy places the organism in Eukaryota, Metazoa, Chordata, Actinopteri, Moronidae. The record is from RefSeq and is a predicted model, not a curated record. Gene Ontology annotation, cellular component: nucleus. Gene Ontology annotation, molecular function: ubiquitin conjugating enzyme activity. The coding region runs from base 413 to 856 and encodes 147 amino acids.